GCUCCUCGGUGGAACUCAGGCAUUACUUCACAUUUAGCGUUACGUACAAGCCACCUACACCAUAAAACAUAUAGUUAUUUUUUGUGCACACUGCUACCAUAGAAGAUAUUACUGAAAACCGAAGCAGUGUACAAUUUUAAAAGUUUUAGUUGUUGUUCACAGAUAAGGAGGUAGCCCAUUGUUAUAGUACUGAUAUGGUUGAUGUUGAAAGUGAAGGGGAGUGGAGCCCUUGGGGAGGAGAGGACGAGGUGGAACAACCACUGAUUGCUGCAGAGGUACAGCAGCCACAGGCGAAUUUGUCAGACAGUAUGGAAGACACAAGGGAAACAGCAGCACUUGUAGGACGCCGUUCAAGAGGCCGUACUGCUCAGUAUCUCACUGGUUUUGCAGCUACCAUGGGUGCCCUGGCUGCUGGGACUGUCUUGGGUUACUCCUCUCCAGCUGGUGCUCAACUGACGUCCAACUCAACGAGUGGGUCACUACAUCUGACCAGUGAAGAAAAUAUGUGGUUCUCAUCCUCAAUGAACUUAGGAGCACUAGUAGGAGGUCCUGUCGGUGGCAUAUGUCUUAACAUUCUAGGUAGACGGGGCACUAUGCUGGCUUCCUCGGUGCCCUUCAUUGGUGGAUGGCUUCUUAUUGCCUUCGCUCGGAACUUUGGCAUGCUGAUGACUGGACGCAUUAUAACAGGACUCUGUACUGGUAUCACUUCACUUAUCGUUCCCACUUACAUUGGAGAGUAUGCUUCAGCUGACGUGAGAGGAACUCUAGGAAGUGGAUUCCAAUUGAUGGUGACAAUUGGUGUGAUGUAUUCUUAUUUACUAGGAGCACUAGUUUCAACUUGGCGGGUACUUGCAGGAUUAUGCAUAAUUCCCCCUGUUAUCUACUGCGUGCUUAUGUUCUUUGCCAAAGAAUCUCCAAGUUUUCUCCUCUCCAAAGGAAAAGAGGAGCAAGCUGCAGCAGCCCUUCAGUUCUUCAGAGGUAAGGAUGGCAACAUUCAGACAGAGUUAGACAUGAUGCGGCAGUCCCUGGAAGAUGCUCGACGCAACAAGGCAUCCAUUAGGAUCCUCACGAAACCAUACAUUUUCAAGCCCCUCAUGAUCUCACUCUCCCUUAUGUUCUUCCAGCAGUUUUCAGGAAUUAAUCCUGUUCUCUUCAAUUUAACCACAAUAUUUCAUGAUUCGGGAUCAAAAAUUUCUGAUAACAUGAGCUCCAUCAUCAUUGGUCUCGUGCAAGUGGCUGCAACGUUUUUGGCUACUGUGCUUAUGGAUAAGGCUGGCAGAAAGUUGCUAUUGAUUGUUUCGUCAUCAGUCAUGGCUCUCUCUAUUGUUGCACUGGGUGAAUUUUUCUAUGAGAAGAUGAUUGACAAGACAUGGGCCAUAGACAACUUGGGUUGGCUACCUCUCACUUCACUCAUCAUCUUUGUAACAGCUUUCUCAAUUGGUUACGGCCCCAUUCCUUGGCUCAUGAUAGGUGAACUGUUUUCCCCUAAUGUGAAGGAAGCAGCUGCAAGUUUUUCUACCAUGUUCAACUGGAGUGCUUCAUUUGUGAUGACCUUAACAUUUGUUCCACUACAGUCUGCGUUAAAGAUACACGGAGUGUAUUGGUUCUAUUCUAGUGUAUGUGUUGUCAACCUUAUAUUCUGCGUGACUCUUGUACCAGAGACGAAGGGCAAGACAUUGGAAGAAAUAAGUGCACACUUUGGUGCUCCUCCUCCUUCAAGAAAUUCAAAUCCUCUUGAAAAUGAGCUUUAAGGUUAUGUUAUUAACACCCGGUUGUUAUUAUGUAAAAAUACAUUAUGUUAAUUUUUAAAUUUUAUAUUGUUUUUUCUUAAAAAAAUUUAUAAUAAAUUUUGCAAACAGCAGGUCCCCGACUCAGGAUGUAAAUUCACUUUUUGAAAAAUUUUUAUAAGUUGACUGGAACUUGAAACCUAUUUUCCCAUAAACACCCCAUAUUAUAAUGAGAAUUACAGUCUCAAGCCAUAAUGUUCUGUAUCUAGAAUGUUUACCAAAUAUCUUAUUUUUAGUAUGGUAUUGUUCCUUGUUUACUAAAAAAUUAUAAAAAACAUUAUUUAAAUAAUUUAUUAUUGUUAGUUAAACACCUUGAAUGUUGAUGUUGUAUUAAUGUUAGUAGAAUUACUAACAAUAUAAACCAUACCCCCGGCCGGGAUUGAACCCGCGGUCAUAGAGUCUCAAAACUCUUAAGUCUUAAGUCAUACUAACAAUAUGUUAGGUAAAAGGACACAAGUGCAACUAAUGUGACAUUUUAUUGUGGCAAUGUUUCACUCUCCAGGAGCUUUGUCAAGCCAUUACAAACCAUACAUGGACACAGAGGGUAUAUAUAGGCUAAAGUGAGUGUGAGGCACAAAAUAAUCAUUGUAGAAGUAGUUGUGGUGUUAGUAGUAAUAUAUGUGGUAGUUAAAGUUAACUUGUACAUGAGUUAAAAGGGUUUUUAAAGCUUGGGUAGCAUAAAAAUAGGUUGAGCAAAUAUUUCUGUUAGUGGGAUAGAUUUGAAAAGGCCUUUUUCAGUGUAGGAACAAUAACUUGAACAACGCCUGCAUACAACACCGGAAUUCCACCAAUCACCUCAUGAAGUUCAAUGAUGCCCAACUGGUGAUCAAAGAACCUAAUUUCCGCUGAUAUAAAUGCCUUGAAUCAUCAUUAAUCGCUAUUUCUAACACAAGCAAAAUAAAGGCAGCUUCAUCAUCUCUGAAGUAUUAGCAAGAAUCCUCCUCACAACAAUAAACCCUGCCAUCAUAUUGCUGCUGCUGCUGACACUACAUAAGAACAUAAAAAAGGAGGAACACUGAAACAGGCCUUCUCAAAUCCAACCCACUAACGGAAAUAUUUGCCCAAUCUAUUUUUAUGCUACCCAAGCUUUAAUAACCUUUUUAACUCAUGUGCAAGUUGACUUUUACUACCACAUGUAUUACUACUACCACUACUACUUUGCCUAUAUAUACUCUGUGUCCAUGUAUGGUUUGUUACAGAUUGACAAAGCUCCUGGAGAGCAAAACGUUGCCACAAUAAAAUGUCACAUUAGUUGCACUUGUGUAUUUUACCUAACAAAAUGUUGAUGUUGUCUGGCUCACUUGAAGUGAUGUUCCUUACUUUUUUUUAAGCUGACUUAAUUACAAGAUAAAAUAUAUUCCCAGUCAGGCACUUUUUUUUUUUUUCUAGAAAAUUCCAGUCUCGUCUACAAUAAAUAUUUGAUGAGCAUUGUAGUUACGAACUUUAAUAUUAUCAACAAAUACUUUCACAAAUUCAUCUGCUUUAACAUUAGCACUAACAGCUUUACCUCUCACUUUAACAUUAUGCAGAUUUGCUCUUGCCUUAAGCUUAGUGAAUCAGCCACAGCUUGUAGUAAAUUUUGGGUCAUUGUUAGCACCACUGUUCUCGUAUAGAUACUACUUGGAACUUUUUCUGUAUCAACAUAAGGGUGAGAGGCAUUCUUUCCUUAGGCUUGUCACCUUCCUAUACCAUCACAUUUUCUCCAUCUUGUUUGAAAGACCAGUGAAUGUUGCGCAAAUGAGCGUGAAAUGCAUCGGUACACAACAUUUAGGAUAUUCUAAAAAAGGCUCUCUAUCCUUCAUGAUAUAGUACUAGUAGUGGUAAAGCAGUUUACCCCUUACAUGUAGGUGAAUGUUUUUCACCUCCAUAUAUCAUUUUUUUAUGAUGACCAUCAUUCAUACGUAACAGUUUGGUAUCUUUAUUUUUUAAAUAUUUCAGAAAUAAAAAUACCAAAGUGUUGCAUAUGUGUCUCAUUCAUGAACUUAUUGGUAUUGUGUAUGAUUAUUAUAGUGAUCAUUUUUUUAGGUUCAGCUUUGUGUCAGAGUUCAUAGAUUUCAAUUUCUGUGGCACUUUGGCAUCGUUUCAACAACUGCAUUUUCCAUUUAUGAUGCAUGGUUAUUUUUCUAGAUAAAUGUUAAUAAAAUCAGCUAAUGGGAAGUGUGAAUGAACUGUGCAUUGCAGCAAUGUUAACUAACAACAUUUUAUGCUGCUGCAUUCUCCACAUUCAGCGACCUGAAGUAAUCCCGAAAGUAAUUACAGUAAUCGGUUUCAGAGCGCUAGAGUGCCAAAGAUGAAACAUUGUAAGUCGGGGACCUACUUCUGUGAAUAUUUGUGUGCAUGUGCAUUUGUAUGCUUCUGUGUGUUUUGUGUGUUAGUAUGCACAUACGUGUGUGUGCACGUGCGCGCGUGCGUGCGUAUGUACAUACUCACCUAUUUGUACUCACCUAUUGGUGGUUGCAGGGAUCAAGUCAUAGCUUCUGGCCCCACCUCUUCACUGAUUGCUACUAGGUCUUGUGUGUGUGUGUGUUAGUAUGUGUGUGUUAGUAUGUGUGUUAGUAUGUGUGUGUGUGUGUUAGUGUGUGUAUGUGAGUAAGCUUAUUUAGGUACAGGUACACAUAAGUACAAUUAUUAUAGUAACGUAUGUGUAAAUUACCUAGGGUAACCCAAUAAAGUCAAAGUGACUUAUUUCCAUUGUGUGUGUUUGUGCUGUAGAUGUUGGUAUGUCCAUGGGUAUAUAUACAUACAUAUACAUAUACUGUGCACACACAUACACAGUAAACUCUCCCAUGACACAGUUUCACAUUGUGUGAUUUUGUAGCAACUUGUUUGAAAAGAUUAAUCUCGACAUGCACCAAAAUGUAUUAAAGAAUCAAUCAGUGUGCAAAAUAUUGGUACUACAUGCUGUAGCAAUAAGCUGUACACAAAAUUUGGGUACCAGACGCUGGGAUGCACAACUCCUCCACACCCGUUGGCAACUCGGUUCACAACUUUUGCAUUCUGGGAGCAACUUGUGCCUCAUUCUGUCUUUCUCAGUCUAUUUUUGAUGUUUUCAUCACUCUCUUUAGUCUCUGGAUAUUAAUCGUGGCAAGCAGGAGGAAUACUAGGGAUGCUGGUCAUGUUAAGAAAAAGAAUAUGCUUGGAUUGAUGAUUUUGUUGAAGAUUGUAGAAGUGUUAGAUGUUUAUAGGUGAUGCAUGUGUAAUGGAAACUGCCCAAGAGUUUUGUGGCAAUAAUUUAACCACUCAUAAAGUUAGAAAUGAGUGCAUGUACAUUAUGUAGUACAGAUUGUCAUGUAAACAAGAUAAUACUAGGGGGUUGCUAAAGCUAAACAAGACAGAAAAGUUUUAAUUUAUAGAUUCGGAAAAAAAAUAGGGGCCUCAUUUAAUUCUAAUAAGGAUUUCCAGCAAGCGUGCAUGAGCAUGUUAGAUAGGAGUGAAUGGAGAUGAAUGGAUUUUGGGACCUGACGAGCUGUUGGAGUGUGAGCAGGGUAAUAUUUUGUGAAGAGAUUCAGGGAAACUGGUUAGCUGGACUUGAGUCCUGGAAAUGGGAAGCACAGUAGACCCUCAGCUAACGAAAGCAUCGUCUAAUGUUAAAUCCACCUAAAGAAGCAUUUAAGCGUAAAAAUUUUGGCCCGGCCAACGAUGAAAAACUCAUCCAACGUGAUUCGUCCCGAACCUGUACGUCCAGCCUGAGCACCUCAGCUGCCCUGCCAUCAUUGUUUACAAGCCAAGGUAGCCGGUUCCAUGCAUACAUUCGAUACAUUUUGUAUUAUUCCAUUAUUUUUAGUGCUUGUAACUGCUAAAUAAGCCACCAUGGGCCCAAAGAAAGCUUCUGGUGCCAACCCUGUGGUAAAAAGGGUGAGAAAUACUAUCAUACCAUGGUCAGCUGCUGCUGCACCACCGUCAGCUGCUGCUGUACCACCAUCAGCUGCUGCUACUGCUCUACCACGGCCAGCUGCUGCUGCUGCUGUACCAUGGUCAGCUGCUACUGUACCAUGGUCAGCUGCUGCUGCACCACUGUCAGCUGCUGCUGCUGCUGUACCACUGUCAGUUGCUGUACCACAGCCAGCUGCUGCUGCUGCUGUACCAUGGUUAGCUGAUGCUGCUGCUGUACCAUGGUCAGCUGAUGCUGCUGCUGUACCACAGUCAGCUGCUGCUGCACCACGGUCAGCUGCUGCUGCGCCACCGUCAGCUGUUUCUCCACCACCAUCAGCUGUACUACUCGAAGAUGUGGAGAGAGUGUUGUUGGUGUGGCUUAGCGAGAAACAAUUACCGAGAAACAAUUAACCACAGAGGGUUAGCCACCCAGGCUAACCCAAGAAAGUCAGUGAGUCAUCGAGGACUGUCUAACUUAUUUCCAUUGGGAGUCCUUAAUCUUGUUCCCCAGGAUGUGACCCACACAGUCAACUAACACCCAGGUGAACAGGAAAAAAAAAUGCCUGGAACUAGUGCUCAUAUUGGUGAAUUUAAGGCCAGCAAAGGUUGGUUUGAGUGAUUUAAGAAUCAUAGUGGCAUACACAGUGUGAUAAGGCAUGGCAAAGCUGAAAAAUUCCAACCCCAAGUGUUAAUUGUGACAUAACAGUCCUGUUCUGGAAGAAAAUGCCAAACAGGACCUAUAUUACUCAGGAGGAAAAGGCACUCCCAGGACACAAGCCUAUGAAAGACAGGCUAACUUUCAUGUUUUGUUGUAAUGCUAGUGGGGAUUGCAAAGUGAAGCCUUCACUCAUGUAUCACUCUGAAAAUCGCAGUGUGUUCCAGAAAAACAGUGUCUCAUCACUCAUCAAUACUCUUUAAUAAAGGUAAGUGUCAUUUUAACAUUUAUUUAUAUAGUUAUUGUGCAUGUCUCAUUGCUUUCUUUGUAAGAAAAUGUAUAUUUCAUAAAAAAAAAUUACUUUUUUUUAAUACUUUUGGCUGUCUGGAACGGAUUAAUUGGAUUUCCACUAUUUCUUAUGGGGAAAAUUAAUUCGGCUAACGAUAAUUUCAUCUAACAAUGAGCUCUCUGGAAUGGAUUAAUAUCGUUAGCCGAGGGUCCACUGUGCAUACAAUGCCUGCACUUUAAAGGAGGGGUUUGGGAUAUUGGCAGUUUGGAGUGACUAUCUAAGCUGUCGAAUCUGGGUGCCUCUGCAAAGACAGUGAUUAUGUGUGAGUGAUGUGAAAGUGUUGAAUAAUAAUGAAAGUUUUUUCUUUCUUUUUGGGUUUUUCUUUCUUUUGGGUCACCCUGCCUCGGUGGGAAACAGCCAAAAUGUUAAAAAAAAAAAAAGGUACAAAGGCAUAUCAUGCCAUAAGACUCUUUGUAUAUUUACUGCUGGAUGGUUUGAAAGCUUUAAAAAAAGCAGUUAUCUGUAUGACAUAAAGCUUUUUUGUUAGUGCUAUAAAAUACUGCAGGAUAAAACACACACAUGCAUUACAGAGUCAGUACAACUCUGCAUCCACAAUAGCCCAAAGAAUCACAGCCAUCCACUACAUCCCAGUAAUCCCACAUUAACUAUUUUCACACCUGAUAUCAAGAGGAAAGCACUUCCAGACUGUAAUGUAAGUUAUACCAUAGUAAUUUGUACCUAGUACAGUGGUAAGAAGUUGGAGGUGUAUGAAGAGUAACCCUAUUUUCCACUUACUAUAGCCUUAAUCUUACAUAUGAAUUUAAAUUGUGAAUCAAUUUUCAGGACUAUAAUUUGUGUGUUGUGAGAGGGUAUACUCUAUAUACAGUAUAUAGUUAGAGAUGGUUUCUAUAUAAAAUUUGGAUAUAUAUUUAUUCUGAGUUUUUAUACUGGUGGGGGAUCUCUUGGUUCAGAUAGUAAUCUUCGUACUAUGAUAUCUAUGCUUAUCUCAAUAAAGAGAUUAUCAUGCAUACUUAACUAGCAUCCUGGGUAGGUGCAUUAAUGUUCUGAUGUUUAUCACUGAACCACACUGUCUGUGCUUACUGGAAUAAAGAGAUUAUCAUACAUACUUAACUAGCAUUCUGGGUAUAAGCAUUGAUGUUUGUGUUUAUCAAAGAACUACACAGUCUGUGCUUAUCUGAAUUAAGAGGUUAUACAAAACUCUUUUACUUAUAUGUUGUAGUAGAUAUUAAUGUCCUUGGAAAACUUUUAUUGCCCAAGUGAAAACUGUUGCAGAGAAUUUUUUAAUGAAUUAAAAAAAUUAAAAAUUAAAGUUUUAAGUAGUUAUCUAUAACAUGUCUAAUAUCUCUCUGAAUAAUAAUUUUUUUGUGGUACAUUUUUUUAAUAUUUGAUUUUUUAAACUGUAUGGCUAUGAUUCCAUUUUACAUAUACAGUGAUAAUUUUUUAUCCAAAAUAAAGAAGGAUCAGCAUCUUCCAAUGUAAGGAAUUUUUUGCUUAUGGAACUUGUUGGCAAAAAAAUUAAUAAUAAUUAGACAGGUCAUAUAGCUAUUUUUAUACAAAGCCUCAAUAGAUUUGAUCCUCAAACAAAUAGUGUAAAUAAAAAUAUUUUUUCUUCUACCAAAAAAAUAUGAACAUGCUACACAUUCUCCAAAUAGAUCAUGCUUAAAAUAAAUAAAUUUAAUUAAAUAGACUGAAAAAAAAUUGGAUGAAUAUUACCAUGUCCAAUUUUAUACUUUAUAUCAUAUCCACAUUUCUUGAACAAUUACUAGCCAAAGAAAAAAUUAUACUACCAUAUGUUGACCAAGUGACCACUGUCUCUGCCAAAAUAAAUACACUUAAAAAAAGAAAACGUCAAGGAGAAAAUUAAGACAUAAAUCAUCACUAACAAUAACCAAAGAUGUGAAAAAAUUUCACUAUCAGAAUUUUUUGACCCAGAGACAGAUUAAAAAAUAAAAUCAUAGUUUCUUGCCAAAUUGAGGCCAUCAAGGAAACUAUCAUAUUUUUUAUGGUUUAUCAAAAUAAGAAUAUUUUUUUUAGCAAAAUAUGAUAUAGUACAAAUAAAAUGCCAUUCAUUUACUUAGUGAUGGCUAAGUCAGUAUGGAGAUUCAUUCAACACGUGUAUACAUACUGUACAUACCAGUGUUUGUGCCGGUGUUGUAUAUCAUUUAAGACAUACAGUAAUCCCUUGCCUUAUGCAAAUUUGUGAUACAUAAUGCCCUGUUUGAAUGAUAGUACACUAGUUUAUAUGUCUAGGAUAUAUUUUGGUCCAAAUAAUUUGGACUGAUGAAGGUCCCAGGACUGAAAUAUGACCAAUAAAGAUAUCCUAAGUAUAUGCACUUGUGUCCUGUCACCCAUCUUUCAGUAUCAUCAUACUGCACCUUCUACCUUCAAUGCUAGGUUUCUGCCAUUAAUUCCCUAUUAGCUAUAUAAAUUUGCCUAUGCAGUAAAUGAGGUUUACAAGCCAUAAUGAAGCUUUCUGUAAUUAAAAAUUAAGUACUGAGCUGAUUAAGAUUACUACAGGGGUCAUGGGCCUGAAACACAUCUACUGUAUAAAGCAAGGGACAUAAUAAUAAAUAUAAUGUACUCAUCUAACUAUUUAUUAUUCAGUAUAAUAUUCUCUGAUAAAAGUACUGAAACUAUUUUUUUUUUUAACUCCUGAAAUGUGCUACAUUUUUGCAUACAUUCCAUAUACAGUAUUCCAUUUUAUUCUAGGACAUCUUUUAACCCCUUGACUGUCGCAACCCCAAUUCCUGAGGUGUCUCCUGGUGUCGAAAAAUUUUUGAAAAAAAAAAAUUAUUUUUUCUUGUGAAAUGAUACAGAAUCUUUUCCCAAUGGUAAUGACACCAAAAGAAUGAAAUUUGUUGGAAAACUUAGGGAAUUAUGCUCUCGCAAAGUUAGCGACCUUGGCGAUAUUUACGAAUCGGCGAUUUUGCACACUUUGAGCCCUAUAUUCAACUAAUUCCAUUGUUCCAGUCAACCAAACUCAUAGCUGUUUCUUUGGAACUCCAUUUGUUCUAUUGAUUGAGUACAAGAAACUCUAUCGUAGGGGUUCUUAAAUGGAGAUAUCGAGGGUUGAAGGUAGACACACUGGUUGGAUGGUAACGAUAUAUUGUCAGACUGUGAUGAUGGGAGAUGGAGCCCAGCCUCAGCCUGUCCUAGCCUAUGUCAAACGCCGACUGAGACCGAGGUAGCUCGCCUGACACUCAAGCUGCAUCCCGUGACGUCACACAAACAGUCACAGGCCUAGGGAUCUCCUAUCUAAAGCACAUGGAUGAUACUGAUAUGCUAUACCACACAGGGAUCAGCAACUAUGCUGACAACUGCCCAUUUACUGAUUUCAACUACCCAAGAACGUGGUCAGAAAUUUGCAAUCUGGCCAAUUUCACGCAAAUUAAAAAUAUGCCAAUUUCAAAACAGGGUCCAGAAUGAACAAUGCAGACAUUCCUGGCUCUAAAAUAACAUUUUCUUUGUUCAUCAGUCAUGUCUCCAGGCCCCUCUGAUAUUACUCUUGCUUUCUAUUUUGAAUUUUUAUUCAAACAAAAAAUAGAAGAUUUAUUGUUAUGCAGACUACUGCAAUAUUGUAAUACUAAUUGUAUAAAUAAUGUCAAUGCAUUCAUGACUGCUUAUUAGAAUGGCUAGUUGGACGUUUAUUAGACAAUGACAUCAUUUGUUUACUUUUGAACAACAGCAAAAAUCAAACAUUUCCCCUAAUUUGAGCUCCAUUUCAAGGUUCUUUUAACAGUAAAACCAAUCAAAAUCACCUCUAUUUCUAUAAUAUGUUUUCCAUUCUAUCAAAUGAGACCAAGAAAACGAGAAUACAACCAUAAAUACUAUACGAAAAUACACCCAUUCUCUCACAUGUGGGCCUACCAGCUUUCUCCCGCUUGAUUUGAAGCCGCUAGAAUUUUUCAGUAUACUGUAUAUACGUCAAACACGGUGGCUCAUAAGACGUAUAUAUACGACCAAAACAGUCAAAGGGUUAAAAUGUCUGCCUUUCCAAUAUUUUCUUACUAUUAUGAUCAUGAAACAGCAGUAACUGUCUUUUAUUUCAGUAAGUUACCUGUAGUCAAAUUUCACACAAUCUCUCUUUAAAAUCACCAAAUGUACGACUUUUUUGUGAUGGUUGAUAAUAAAAAUUGUAUGUUUUUU
This is a messenger RNA of Cherax quadricarinatus, 10771 nucleotides long. Its product is annotated as facilitated trehalose transporter Tret1-2 homolog. The record is from RefSeq and is a predicted model, not a curated record. Gene Ontology annotation, biological process: transmembrane transport; carbohydrate transport. Gene Ontology annotation, cellular component: membrane. NCBI's taxonomy places the organism in Eukaryota, Metazoa, Arthropoda, Malacostraca, Decapoda, Parastacidae. Gene Ontology annotation, molecular function: sugar transmembrane transporter activity.